Mustela erminea (ermine) is the source of this 3430-nucleotide messenger RNA. It is a transcript of the gene RBPJ, whose product is annotated as recombination signal binding protein for immunoglobulin kappa J region. NCBI's taxonomy places the organism in Eukaryota, Metazoa, Chordata, Mammalia, Carnivora, Mustelidae. Gene Ontology annotation, biological process: Notch signaling pathway; regulation of transcription by RNA polymerase II. Gene Ontology annotation, molecular function: DNA-binding transcription activator activity, RNA polymerase II-specific; RNA polymerase II cis-regulatory region sequence-specific DNA binding. The record is from RefSeq and is a predicted model, not a curated record. The coding region runs from base 393 to 1853 and encodes 486 amino acids. The transcript has 12 exons. Gene Ontology annotation, cellular component: MAML1-RBP-Jkappa- ICN1 complex; nucleus.
UUCCAGGGAAGGCAGCGAGCAGGAUCCCCUACUCCGCGGGCGGCGCGAGGCGUCUGGCUCUUCGCGGUGGCUGCGAGGGGAAAGAAGCGCGGGGGCUGGGUGGAAUCGAGGAGUGAGGAAAAAGGGAAGGGGCGGGGGAGAGGGACCAGGGAAGGCGUCAGGGGGAAUCUCGCGAGGGUUGGAGUUUUGGCGAGAGUUUGUGGAAGAUGGCGCCUGUUGUGACAGGUCAUUGAAAUUAUGAGACUAUCAUUCACAUGGAAGCAUUGUAGUUCUUCGGAACCAUUAUGAUCUCAAAAGGAAAGGAGAAUGAUUCAGAUACACUGGCUGAGGUGUUUUGAGGUGCAUCGAAGUGUUCCAAGCUGUGACUUACCUUAACAUGUUCUUGAAGUACCAUGGCGUGGAUUAAAAGAAAAUUUGGUGAGCGGCCUCCACCUAAACGACUCACUAGGGAAGCUAUGCGAAAUUACUUAAAAGAGCGAGGGGAUCAAACAGUACUUAUUCUUCAUGCAAAAGUUGCACAGAAGUCAUAUGGAAAUGAAAAAAGGUUUUUUUGCCCUCCUCCUUGUGUGUAUCUUAUGGGCAGUGGAUGGAAGAAAAAAAAAGAACAAAUGGAACGGGAUGGUUGUUCUGAACAAGAGUCUCAGCCAUGUGCAUUUAUUGGAAUAGGAAAUAGUGACCAAGAAAUGCAGCAGCUGAACUUGGAAGGAAAGAACUAUUGCACAGCCAAAACAUUGUACAUAUCUGACUCAGACAAGAGAAAGCACUUCAUGUUGUCUGUAAAGAUGUUCUACGGCAACAGUGAUGACAUCGGCGUGUUCCUCAGCAAGCGGAUAAAAGUCAUUUCCAAACCUUCCAAAAAGAAGCAGUCAUUGAAAAAUGCUGACUUAUGCAUUGCCUCAGGAACAAAGGUGGCUCUGUUUAAUCGACUGCGAUCCCAGACAGUUAGUACCAGAUACUUGCAUGUAGAAGGAGGUAAUUUCCAUGCCAGUUCUCAGCAGUGGGGAGCAUUUUACAUUCAUCUCUUGGAUGAUGAUGAAUCAGAAGGAGAAGAAUUCACAGUUCGCGAUGGCUACAUCCACUAUGGACAAACAGUGAAACUUGUGUGCUCCGUUACUGGCAUGGCACUCCCAAGACUGAUAAUUAGGAAGGUUGAUAAGCAGACCGCAUUACUGGAUGCAGAUGACCCUGUGUCACAACUCCAUAAAUGUGCAUUUUACCUUAAGGAUACAGAAAGAAUGUACUUGUGCCUUUCUCAAGAAAGAAUAAUCCAGUUUCAGGCCACUCCAUGCCCAAAAGAACCAAAUAAAGAGAUGAUAAAUGAUGGAGCUUCCUGGACAAUCAUUAGUACAGAUAAGGCAGAGUAUACAUUUUAUGAGGGGAUGGGCCCUGUCCUUGCCCCAGUCACCCCUGUGCCUGUUGUAGAAAGUCUUCAGUUGAAUGGCGGUGGGGACGUAGCAAUGCUUGAACUUACAGGACAGAAUUUCACUCCAAAUUUACGAGUAUGGUUUGGGGAUGUAGAAGCUGAAACUAUGUACAGAUGUGGAGAGAGUAUGCUCUGUGUCGUCCCAGACAUUUCUGCAUUCCGAGAAGGUUGGAGAUGGGUCCGACAGCCAGUCCAGGUUCCAGUAACUUUGGUCCGUAACGAUGGAAUCAUUUAUUCCACCAGCCUUACCUUUACCUACACACCAGAACCAGGGCCACGGCCACACUGCAGUGCGGCAGGAGCAAUCCUUCGAGCCAAUUCAAGCCAAGUGCCCCCCAAUGAAUCAAACACAAACAGCGAGGGAAGUUACACAAAUGUCAGCACAAAUUCAACCAGUGUCACAUCCUCUGCAGCAACAGUGGUGUCCUAACUACCGUCUUUUUGCUAGGACUUAAACUGACUGGAGUGCCGCAAGAUGUUGACAAAAAAAAAAAAAAAGAGAGAGAGAGAGAAAGAAAAAGGAAAAAAAAGAACAAUCUUUUGUGGUUUCUUGGGAAAACUUUUCAUACCAGGUGAUACUGUUCCAAAACCCCAUUACCUACAAGUGCUGAUUGGAAGCGCAGAAGCCACAGUAAAACAGACAAGGAAAACAUGGAAAUGUGCAAACUGUUGGAAGUUGAUUUUUUUUUUUUAAAGCUGUUCUUUUUGUUUGAUUGGGUUUUGUUUGGUUUUGUUUAAAUGGGCAAGAAAUAGAGAUGUGGCUGGAAUAAAAGUUUAUCAAACUAGAGGACACAAAUCUAACAUAGUUUUUACGGACCAAGGAACUUGUAUAAGCUUUAGCAAAAGGUACAUUUUCACCAUACCUUUUUUUUAUAUCACAGUAUCUAGUACACCUUUGUUACCAAAUAGGUGGUUCUCCUUCCUGCCUCCUUUUGAGCUUUCAUUCUUCAGUACAUUCAAGUUCCAAGCCUGACCACACUUGUUUAAUCUAAUUACCCAUAUUCUUCCAGGUUUGUUUUGUUUUAUUUUUUAAAUUUGAGGCUGGAACUAUUCUUUUUUUUUGCCUUCUUUUUUCUUUUUCUUUUUCUUUUUUUUUUUUUUUAAAGCUGAUGUCUUACGACUUUUCAUGAGUCGAAAUUGUUUUGAUUUCAGCAAGUCAGAUCUUGUAAAGGCCCGCAUAUUUUUUUAAGAUUAUAUGAAGUCUGUGCAAAAGCUUUAAAAAAAAAAAAAUGCCUCUGCCUUGCCUGCAAUACAUGCAAUGUACGUGAACUUCGUCUCUGUUCACAGACGCUGUCCCGUAGUUACUUCCUUGUUUUCCUUUUUUUUUUUUAAGGUAUUUAUAGUGGUAUUCCAAGAGGGUCUAACAUUUAUGUGGAAUUAAAUGUGGCCAUUUAGUCCUUAAGGAAUUAAUGGCACAGAACAUGCUGGGUAUUUGAAGUGUUCUCUCCCAUUUUCCCAUGCAUAAAUGUAUCUCCGUGUUCCAGGAUUUGUUCAGGUCCCUUCCCCCACCCCCACUCCCCAAUUCCCUGAUCUUGUACAUAACUUGUAUUAUGUGUAAGUUAAACAUUUUAUUUUGAACUUGGAAUGUUCCCAGUGAUUUCAUUCAGCAGGGUGUUUUCUGCCUUGUGGGCAUAUGACAAAAAAAAAAAGAAAGAAAAGAAAAAGAAAGAAAUACCAUGAGAUGUAUUUGCUACCAGUUGGUAGAUGGUGCCCUUAUUGUAUAACGAGGAAAAUCUCAGUAAAAGCAUGUGUUUGUUUACUUUUUCUUUCUUUUCUUUUCUUUUCUUUCUUUCUUUCUUUCUUUCUUUUUUUUUUUUUUUUGUAGCCUAGGUCAAAACAUCAUUGUAACCUUACAACAAGAUGCUUUUAUUAGAUGACCAACUAAAAUAGCUUGGAAGACAGUACUUUAGAACAGAUAGUUGUGAGAUUAUAAAACUGCAGAUGUAAUUUAUCUUUCCAUAUUUCUCUGCCUUUCUUAGUCUUCUCUUUGCCAGUACUGAGUGUCCC